Messenger RNA from Rhododendron vialii, 1621 nucleotides. Its product is annotated as premnaspirodiene oxygenase-like. The coding region runs from base 101 to 1621 and encodes 506 amino acids. The transcript is spliced from 2 exons. The record is from RefSeq and is a predicted model, not a curated record. Lineage: Eukaryota; Viridiplantae; Streptophyta; Magnoliopsida; Ericales; Ericaceae. Gene Ontology annotation, molecular function: monooxygenase activity; iron ion binding; oxidoreductase activity, acting on paired donors, with incorporation or reduction of molecular oxygen.
CUGUAUAACAUCCUAAGUUUAUAAGUACCAAGAGAUUGAACUCGGAAAAGAUAUCAGCACCAAACUAUUAUCAGUUCUUCCUCUCUUUUGUCUAGCAGAAAUGGAUCUCCUAUUUCCCUUCUCUAUCACCACCUUAUUCCUCCCACUCUUGUUUUUCCUUUUCAAUUUGCUUAAAACACUCACAAGAUCCAAAAUCCAUAACCCAACUCCGAAAAUUCCCCCGGGACCGUGGAAGCUACCACUCAUCGGAAGCAUCCACCACCUCGCCGGCUCAGAACCACAUCGUUCUCUGAGAAACUUGGCAGCGAAAUAUGGACCCCUCAUGCAUUUGCAGCUAGGUGAAAACUCAACGGUUGUCAUAUCAUCGCCACGGUUGGCCAAAGAGGUGAUGCAAACGCAAGACGUAGCCUUUGCGAAUAGGCCUCCGCUUCUAGCGGUUAAGAGUAUGACCUAUAAUUAUGUGGACAUCGCGUUUUGUCCAUACGGCGAUUACUGGAGACAGAUGCGUAAAAUCUGCAUCUUGGAACUCCUUAGUACCAAAAACGUCCGCUAUUUUUCAUCUAUUCGGGAGGAUGAGGUUUUUCAUCUUGUCGAGUCCAUAAAAAAAUCCUCAGGUUCGUCGAUCAAUCUUGCCAACAAGAUUUUGUCAUUGACGAACGAUAUAAUUUUCAGAGCAGCAUUUGGAAAACGAUGCGAUGACCAAGAUGUGCUCAUGCCCUUGAUGAAGGAAUCGAUAGAGCUGGCGGGAGGUUUCAACCUGUGUGAUUUGUUUCCCUCGUUCAAAGUACUUCACUUCCUCAGUGGGAUGAGGCAUAAACUAGUUAGACUUCAUGAAAAGAUGGAUCAGAUUCUUGAAAACAUCAUCGACGGGCACGAAGAAAAUCUUAGAAGCUCUGAAGGGGGAAAUGGCGAAGCCGGGGAGGAAGAUCUUCUCGAUGUCCUGCUUAGGCUUAAACACAGUGGUGACCUUCAGUUCCCCAUGACAAACAACAAUAUUAAAGCUAUCAUUCUGGAAAUUUUUUCUGCUGGAACUGAAGCUUCCUCGAAUAUAGUCGAAUGGGCAAUGUCGGAAAUGGUAAGGAAUCCAAGGGUGAUGGAAAAGGCGCAAGCUGAACUGAGGCAAGCUCUCCAGGGGAAGAAAAGAAUCCGCGAAUCCGACAUUCAGGGCUUGAAAUAUUUGAAGUUGGUGAUCAAAGAAACUCUGAGGUUAUACCCUUCUGCUCUGCUAGUCAGAGAAUGCAGGGAACAAGCUGAGAUUGAUGGUUUCCGCAUACCCGUAAAAACACAAGUUAUCGUGAACGCCUGGGCUAUGGGAAGAGAUCCCGAGUACUGGGAAGAUGCUGAGAAGUUUUCGCCGGAGAGAUUCGAUAACAGUCCUGUCGAUCUUCUGGGAAACGAUUUCCAGUAUAUUCCGUUCGGGGCGGGGAGGAGGAAAUGUCCGGGGAUGACUUUCGGUCUGGCGAAUAUGGAACUUCCUCUAGCUCAACUGCUGUAUCACUUCAACUGGGAACUACCCGGCGGGACCAAGCCGGAGGAUCUGGACAUGAGAGAGACCUUUGGAGCGACUGUUAGGAGAAUAAGCAACUUGCAUUUGGUUGCCACUCCUCAUUAUUUCACUUGA